Molecule: messenger RNA, 411 nt
Organism: Rodentolepis nana
Lineage: Eukaryota; Metazoa; Platyhelminthes; Cestoda; Cyclophyllidea; Hymenolepididae
Source: the annotation of a GenBank genome assembly
AUGUACCGGACACGAUUGCUUGGCAAAACACCUUCACAGAUUGGGAGUCUACUCUCAACCCACAUGCCCUCUAUGUUGCCUACAGGUGGAAAUGGAGAAGACCCACCGGAUUAUGUGUCCAUCCCUAAAGGCAACGACGUUUCACCUUCCACACCAACAGGCCAAGAAUCGAAGAUAUUGCUGAGUUUGGAUUACGUACUGGACACGAUUGCUUGGCAAAACUCCUUCACAGAUUGGGAGAUCAAAACACCUUCACAGAUUGAGAGAGGAAAUGGAGAAGUCCCACCUGUCUAUGUGACCUACAGGAGGAAACGGAGAAGACCCACCAUAUGUAACCUACAUGAGGAAAUGGAGAAGACCCAUCUGAUCUGUAACCUACAGGAGGAAAUGGAGAAGACCCACCUGAUGUGA